GCCCCGACCCACUUCGCACGACCUCAUAGCUUAUCUCGUAGCUGACAAGAAGAAUGCUGCACGCGACUCAGCAGCGCGCGGUCGCUGGCCGUCGCCCGUUCUCGGGUGCGCGCGCGUCGAACCGCGUUGUUGCUCACGCGGCUGCGACCGUCGCCACCAGUCUGCCGACCGUUGACGUCCAGUUCCACCAGCCUAAGCUGGCGGGCGUGACCAACGAGCAGCAGUUCAAGGCGGUAAUCAAGGGGCUGGUCGCUCAGGGCAAGUUCCCUCCGCAGCUGGAGCCCGCUUGGGAUUACUUCUAUGACAACUACAAGAAGGCUGUCACCAGCAGUGGCGUCGCUGGGGCCGAUGAGAAGCUUGUCACCCAGGUGCAAGCCAGCAUUCUGGACAAUGUCCUGAACCAGGCGGUGAACCCCUACACCUUCCCCUCUUUCCACACCCGCCUAAUUGAGCCCUACAACUACUAUGACUUCGGUCAGCGCUACGUCGCGACCCUCAUCGACUUCCAGAACUCCGUGCUGGGUUUCCGCGAGCGUUUCGACCGCGUUCAGGAGCUGCUGGACCAGAAGCACAACGUUGUUAUCCUCGCGAACCACCAGACGGAGGCCGACCCCGGUGUGUUUGCCCAUAUGCUGGCGAAGACGCACCCUAAGCUGGCGACGGAUGUGAUCUACGUCGCUGGCGACCGCGUUGUCACCGAUCCGAUGUGCAAGCCCUUCUCCAUGGGCCGCAACCUCUUCUGCGUGCACUCCAAGAAGCACAUGGACGACGCUCCGGAGCUGAAGGCCGCAAAGAUGGAGACCAACCGCAAGACGCUGGUCGCCAUGCAACGCAAGCUGAACGAGGGCGGCACGCUCAUGUGGAUCGCCCCCAGCGGCGGCCGCGACCGCCCCAACGCCAACGACGAGUGGGUGCCCGAUAACUUUGAUCCCGCCGCCGUGGAGCUGAUGCGCAACCUGGUGCAGCGCGCCAAGCAGCCGGGCCACCUGAUGCCCAUGUCCAUGUUCAGCUACCCCAUGAUGCCGCCGCCCAAGACCGUGGACAAGUCCAUUGGCGAGCGCCGCCUCACGGCCUUCACGGGCGUGGGCAUCUCCCUGUGCGAGGAGCUGGACGUGGCGGCCAUCAUCGCGGCCAGCGGCUCGGAGGAGAAGGAGGUGCAGCAGAAGGCUCUGGCCAAGGCCGCGCACGACGCGGUGAAGGAGUCGUACGCGGUGCUGUCCAAGGCCAUCCAGGAUCCCGCCUUCCGCGCCACCCGCAAGGAGUUCACACAGCCCUGGAUGGCGUAAGGAGGCGGGAGCAGCAGCGGCAGUGGCGGCAGCGACAGCAGUGGCGGAUCUUGGGGGCACGAGGCAGCAGCUAGCACACGCGGGGCCGGUGGCGGCAGCGGACGGGAGAGGUGCUGGUGCGGAUGCUGGUGCCAGGAGCAGUGCGUCUAUGCCUGGCGGCGGCGCCGACCGGUGCUGAAGCUGUUGUCGGCAGCAGCAGCGGGAACUUGCGCUGGCGAUGGCUGAAGGUGAUGUGGCUGGCCGUACAGCAAAUGCUGCUGUCACGCAUUGUCAGCGGCGGCCGCUGGGUCCGCUGGGAUGUGAGGAGUGCGAGAUCAGCAUAGGCCAGGCGGGUGGGUUGCGGUGCCGCUGCCGACACGUCGCACAGGAAGGAGCAGGAAGGGUGCGGCUGAGCACCAGGGUCACUUGGGGCCUGUGUUAGCGUGACCGGGCCUGAAAGGGGUAUUUGUCUGGGGAGCAGCUCGACGCACAUUCGUGGGAUUGCUUAGGAAGGAGCGUUGGGAUGGCUGUGCCGCGCGGUGUGCCCAGCACGUUGACUGGCUCUGACCCGGGUCAACCAAUGCGUUGCGGCCGUUGCAACGAUGCUUCUAAUCAGCGUGAGAUGGAGUGUACGAAUGCAGGUAUGACGAUGACCAUAGACGAGUGUGAGCGUGUGUAUCUGUGGAUUGGACACGGUUCAUUCAAUCCAUUCGUACCGGACAUAUGACUAUACAAGACCGUGUGGAGUGUGUUUGUGCGCUCAAGACUGGACGAAGUGGGCGCUCCCGAUGUGGAGCGCGGUGCUCGCGGGUUGUGUGUCUUGCCGCAACGCAAGCAGCGUGGCGUGGUGUGGAUGAUUCUUGCAUUAUGACUGGGGUUUUACCGGCGGCCCAGAGCGUGUGUGGAGCAAAAGCAAAAACAGGAACAAGGAGCCGUGUGCACAAUUCGCGCGGAUGGUGGUGGCUGGGGAUCUGACAGGAGAGUGCCAACGGCGGCCGGGUGCUAGUGCUUGAACAUCAUGUGAUAUUGUGAUUGUACAAAUG
Molecule: messenger RNA, 2308 nt
Organism: Chlamydomonas reinhardtii
Lineage: Eukaryota; Viridiplantae; Chlorophyta; Chlorophyceae; Chlamydomonadales; Chlamydomonadaceae
Exons: 2
Coding region: 54-1286 (410 amino acids)
Biological process (GO): glycerophospholipid metabolic process
Molecular function (GO): glycerol-3-phosphate O-acyltransferase activity
Source: RefSeq, a predicted model, not a curated record